Macrobrachium nipponense is the source of this 2426-nucleotide messenger RNA. Its product is annotated as glutaryl-CoA dehydrogenase, mitochondrial-like. The record is from RefSeq and is a predicted model, not a curated record. Gene Ontology annotation, cellular component: mitochondrial inner membrane. Gene Ontology annotation, molecular function: flavin adenine dinucleotide binding; glutaryl-CoA dehydrogenase activity; fatty-acyl-CoA binding. The transcript is spliced from 10 exons. The coding region runs from base 191 to 1504 and encodes 437 amino acids. NCBI's taxonomy places the organism in Eukaryota, Metazoa, Arthropoda, Malacostraca, Decapoda, Palaemonidae. Gene Ontology annotation, biological process: fatty-acyl-CoA biosynthetic process; fatty acid beta-oxidation using acyl-CoA dehydrogenase.
UUUAUUUUUUACUUGAGUUACAUACGACUUCUCUCGUUGUAUAACACUCUUACGACUACCGUCUCAGGCCUUUGGGAAGUGGUGACGUUCGUACAUUUCACUCCGAGCCACUUCGUUAAACAGUGACGGCAGUGUCUGAAGAUCAAAUUUAAGCAAGAAGGGACAUCUAGAUCGAAAAUACAUCUCGGAAAUGGCACUCACCACUUCGCUUAUUCGCUCUGUGUGCCUGAGAGCCGUGCCACAGAUCCUCGCAAGAUCCCAGAGUUCUGCUGCCCAACCCGCACAUGUCGAAAAUGUUGAUGUUGCGAAGGCAAAAGCUGCCAAAGUUAAGUUUGACUGGAGAGAUCCACUUAACCUUGAGAGUCAGCUGACGGAAGAUGAAAUUAUGAUUAGAGAUGCCUUCCAUCAAUAUUGUCAAGAAAAAUUGAUGACCCGUAUCAAGGAUGCCAACAGACACGAGAAGUUUGAUAGGGAGAUAAUGUCUGAGAUGGGAGACAUGGGUGUCCUAGGCCCAACCAUCCAUGGGUAUGGGUGCCCUGGUGUUUCAUCUGUUGCCUAUGGCCUUAUUGCGAGAGAGGUGGAAAGAGUCGAUUCUGCCUAUAGGUCAGCAAUGUCAGUCCAGUCAUCACUAGUCAUGUACCCAAUUUGGGACUUUGGUACUGAGGAGCAGAGGUUGAAAUAUCUUCCAAGGCUUGCAAGGGGUGAGAUAAUUGGCUGCUUUGGACUUACGGAACCUAACCAUGGUAGUGAUCCUGCUGGAAUGGAAACCCGAGCCAAAUAUAUUCCUUCUGAUAAAGUUUUCCUUCUCAGCGGUUCAAAGACAUGGAUAACAAAUUCUCCCAUUGCUGAUGUUGCUGUGGUGUGGGCGAAGUGUGAUGAUGGCCACAUUCGUGGUUUUAUCUUGGAAAAAGGGAUGAAAGGGCUGGAUUGCCCCAAGAUUGAAGGUAAAUUUUCUCUCCGUGCAUCUGCUACUGGAAUGAUACUAAUGGAUGAUGUCGUCGUACCUGAAGAGAACAUGUUGCCUGGUGUAAAGGGACUUAAGGGCCCAUUCAGCUGCCUCAAUAAUGCUCGAUUUGGAAUUGCUUGGGGUGCAUUGGGUGCUGCAGAGUUCUGUUUAGAGACUGCUCGUCAGUAUACCCUCGACCGAAAACAGUUUGGACGUCCUCUUGCUAAUAACCAGCUCAUUCAGAAGAAGAUGGCAGAUGCUCUAACAGAAAUUGCACUUGGUCUGCAGGGAUGCUUGCAAGUUGGCCGUCUUAAAGAUGAAGGAAAGGCAACCCCAGAGAUGAUCAGCCUUUUGAAACGCAACUCAUGUGGCAAGGCUCUGGACAUUGCUAGACAGACACGAGACAUGCUGGGUGGUAAUGGAAUAUGUGAUGAAUAUCACAUUAUUAGGCAUGUUAUGAACUUGGAAGCUGUGAAUACUUAUGAAGGAACACAUGACAUCCAUGCUCUUAUACUUGGACGUGCAAUUACUGGCCUUCAAGCCUUUAGUGGAAAGUAAAUACUGUUUUUUUUUUUUUAAGGAAUUAUAAAUCUUGUAUAUUAAGUAUUGAAAAUUUUAAAAACAGAGAGCCAAUAGUUUUUUAUAUAACUGUAGUGUCAUAUCUAACUGUAAAGUCAUAUAACAUAAUUCUUGAAUGUGCCUAGGACCCUAAACUUUUCUGUUUUUUGUUAUCUUCAAGUUCUACAAUUUUGGAAUCUCUUGCACUUCCUACUCCACUAGUAUUGAGAUUACUCCACUAUUGAGAUAGAAAUUACAUUUAAUUUUAUUAUUUUAAAAUUGUAUAUACCACAACAAAAAGAGUAAAGUUUGUAGAGAAAAAUCAGCUUUCUACUGAUAAACCAUUAAGUGUUGCAUUAAUAAUUGUUAAUACUGUAGUCUACUUUGUAUAUUUCUACUGAAUUUUUCCUUUUUUGAUGUUAAGGAUAAAAAUUAUGGUGUAAUUCUGUGAUAUGUAAAUUUAAGGCUGAUGGAACUUGAAAGUAACAAAGUGGGGCUGUAUUUAGAAAGUGAAGUUACUAUGUUGUAAUGGACAUUUAUGGAUGUUAAUGUCGUGUGCAAAAUUACAGUAGCUACUGUAACUUAUAAGUUUUAGCCAUUUUAAUUUCUUAGGGUUUACAGAGACAUUUAAAUAGUUGUGUUGAGCCACAGCUGAAAAAUAUUGCUACAACACAGUACUUUACUAUCCAUUUACUACAAACAGUACUACUUUUCAGUCUAAUUACUACAAACAGGAGUAAAUUUUUAUCCCCAAAAUUACAUAACCCUUACAGAUACCGAAUACACGUGGAACCUAUCCUUUUCUUUAUCAUUCCUGUAAUUCUGAUUACUGAUAUUUUUGUUUUCAAGUCUGUGGUGCAACAAUUUCAUGUAAAAAAAAAAAAAUUGAGUAUUCAAGAAAUAAAAGUACUUGUAUAUUUCA